AUGCCCAAGGUAUAUGCAUUUUUGAGCGAGAGGGUUGCUGGAUCCAGUGUCUGGAAUGAGCCAACGGGAAAAGUCGCGCUGGCACUGUCGGAUGCAGUUGGAGACGCCGCAGCAUCUGAUGGUGAUGCUGACACUGCAGCGGCAGAUACAAGCGUAGACGCUGAAGCGGCUGCAGAAUCAGAAGCAGUCGAAGCCGAUGCAGUCACCGCUGAGUCUGCAGAGGACGGUGAGACAGAUGAGGCUGCAGCUGCAUCUGAAGAGGCUGUAGGUGUUGAAGCUGAACCGUCUGAUGAGGAGGACGCAGCAGUUCCUGCAGCAGCACUGGCCUCGGACGUGAUGUUAAAGGUGGCGCCGGUCACGGCGACGCUUUGA
Molecule: messenger RNA, 372 nt
Organism: Exophiala dermatitidis NIH/UT8656
Lineage: Eukaryota; Fungi; Ascomycota; Eurotiomycetes; Chaetothyriales; Herpotrichiellaceae
Exons: 1
Coding region: 1-372 (123 amino acids)
Source: RefSeq, a predicted model, not a curated record